Molecule: messenger RNA, 7282 nt
Organism: Lepus europaeus (European hare)
Lineage: Eukaryota; Metazoa; Chordata; Mammalia; Lagomorpha; Leporidae
Gene: ARMCX4
Product: armadillo repeat containing X-linked 4
Exons: 3
Coding region: 228-6953 (2241 amino acids)
Source: RefSeq, a predicted model, not a curated record
GAGCUGCCUGCACGUCUCCUGUAGUGCGUGAGAUCAUCGGAGGCAAAGAACCAAGGAGGACAUUGCCCCUGAUCAGUAUAGACUGGUCUACCUCCAGUGGCAGCUGUAGUGGCCUUUGAGUGGCUGAAGACCAGCACCCUCACAGGCCUACACCCAGACCUACCACCCUCUUUCCCCAGUCCGAGUGAGCCCCUCUGUACCUUGGUGUCUUCAGCAGGGGUGAUUCCAUGGGCCGCGUUCAGGAAGUGGGCUGGGUGACUGCAGGACUGGUGAUCUGGGCUGGCACCUGCUACUACAUUUACAAAUUAACCAAGGGAAGAGCCCAGAGUGUCAGGAGACUUGCCAGAAAUGGGUCUCGAGUCAAGAUGGAGACUGUCGUUGGGGUACAGAACCAGACCUUGGCCGUGUGUGAAGCCAUGGCUGGGACAGAGAUUGAGACUAGACCGAAAGCCGAGAGCGGAGCAGAAACUGGAGCAGGAGGUGGAUCUGGGACUGAAGUAGACACCAAGGCCACUGCUAUACCAGGUCCCAAAGUCAACACUCAGGCCAAAGCAAUGACUGGGGCAGAGGCAGAGACUCAGUGUGAGGCCGAAGUAGCGGCUGGAACACUGGUUCUCACAGAGGCAGAGACCCUGACCGAAGCCAAGGAGAAAGCCAGGGAAGUGGCCGUGAAAGAGGCAGUGACCCAAACGGAUACUGAGGCUGGGAGAGCAGUCAGGAAAGAGGCAGUGACUCAGACCAAGGCUAAGGCUGUGGCACUGGCUGCCAGGGCAGAGGCCAAGAAAGAAACAAUAAUCCAGACCAAAGCUGAAAUUCGUAUGUUGGCUGACAAGGAGACAGAGACUCACAGAGUAAUGAUGACACAGAAUGAGGCCUUGGCGGUGACCAGGGAAUUGGCCAAGAUGGGAGCCACGAACAAGACUGGAAUUGUGGCUGAGACCAAGGCAACAGCCCUAGAAGAGACUGUGGGUGUGGCUAAGACUCAGUCUGAGGCCAGGUCUGGUGGCACAGCUGAUGCUAGGGAAAAGUCCAAUGGCAUAUCCAGGGAAGUGGCUGGAGUGGACAUGCGGUCCUGUGCGCAGUCUCAGGCUGUGGCCGAGAUCCAGGAUGAUGACACCCUUGGUGCUGGGGUUGAAGACAAGGGACAUCUCAAAACCCUAUCUAGGGGAGGGGCUGGGGCAGACGCUGGGGCUUGUGCUCAACCUCAGAGUGUUGCCAAGGCCCAGGCUGAGGUCUUGCCUGAGGCAAGGAUUGAUGCUGGGAGCAAGACCAGUGCGACAUGGAAGGCAGGGGCAGGGGCAGAGAUGAGAGCUUGUGUACAACCUCAGACUGGGUUCAAGAAACACGCUGAGCUGGGGAUUGGCUCCAGGGUUGAUGACAAGGGAAACAGCAGUGUUGAAUCUAAGGCCAUGCCUGCAGCUGACGUGAGGGCUACUGCUCAGCCUCAAGGUAUAGCCAGUGCCCUGGCUGAGGCUGCGCCUGAUGCCAAGGCUAAGAGUAGAAGUAACCCAAAUGCCAGUGCUAAAGCAGGGGUCAGGAGCAACGUGAAGGCCAAUUCCCACACUGAGGCCUUGCCUGAUGCCAGGGAGAAGAAUAGAGCUAAUGCCAAUGUCAUGGAUAAGGCCGGGGCUGCGCCAGUCAUGGUAUCUUGUACACAGCCGCAAUCUGUGCCCAAUGUCAGCACCAUGUCUAAGGAAGGCACUCAGACUACGACUCCGAACCAGGGUGAAGCCUUACCCAGUACUAGAGGUAAGGGCAGUAGAGGAAAAGCCAAAACCAAAACCAGAUGUAAGGCAGGGAUUGAGACAGACGUGAAAAACUGUGCACAGCCUCAGGCUGGGAUCCAGACCCAAGCUGAGGCCUUGCCUGACUCCAAGGUCGAUGGUAGAGGGGAUUCUCAUGGCAUUUCUAAAGCAGGGGCCAAGGCAGACCAGAGGGCGUGCAGUCAGUCUCAGGCUGUGGCCAGUUCCCAGGGUGAAGCAUUGCUUGGUGCCAAGCAUAGAGUCAGGGGCAACCCCAAUGCUGUGCCUAAGGCAGGCACGGAGGAAGGUAUAACAGGCUCUGCCCAGCCUCAGUCAGUGAGCAGUUCCCAGGGUGAGCCCUUGCCUGGUUCUAAGAAUAAGGUCAAGGAAAAUUCCAGUGUUACAUCUAAGGCAGGGCCAGGGGCAGAUGCCGCAGGUUCUGCCCAGCUGCAGGUUGUGGCUAAUUCCCAGGGUGAGGCCUCACUUGGUGCCAGAAGUAAGGUCAAGGGCAAUGUCAGUUUCAAUGCUAUGUCUAAGGUGGAGGUUGGGGCAAGUAUAGUGGGCUCUUCCCAGCCACAGGCUAUGGCCAGUUCCCAGAGUGAGGUCUUGCCUGGUGCCAGGAAUAAGUUCAAAGGCAAUCCCAACGCUGUGCCUAAGGCAGAGGCUGGGGUGGGUACCGUGGGUUCUGCCCAGCCCCAGGUUGUGCUUCAUUCCCAAGGUGAGGCCUUGCCUGGUGCCAGGAGCAAGGUCAGGGGCAAUUCCAGUGCUGUGUCUAACACAGGGGCUGGGCCAGAUGCAGCGGGCUCUGCUCAGCCUCAGGCUGUGCCCAGUCCCCAGAAUGAGGCUUUGCCUACUGUCAAGAAUAAAGUCAGGAGCAAUCGCAGUGCUGUACCUAAGGCAGGGGCUAGGCCAGAUACCAUGGGCUCCGCCCAGCCUCAGGCUACAGCUAAUUCCCAGGCUAAGGCCUUACCUGGUGCCAAGAAUAAGGUUAAAGACAAUCCCAAUUCUGUGUCCAAGGCAGAGGCUGGAAAAAGUACUACAAGCUCUGCUCAGCUUCAGGUUGCAGCCGGUUCUCAAGGUGAAGCCUUGGCUGGUGCCAGGAGUAAGGUCAAGAGCAACCCUAUGUCCAAGCCAGAGGCUGGGGCAGGGACCACAGGCUUUUCCCAGUCCCAGGUCAUGACCAAUACCCAGAGUGAGGCCUUGCCUGGUGCCAGAAGUAAGGUCAGGGGCAAUCCCAGUGCUGUGCCUAAGUCUGAGCCUGGGGCAGACACAAUAGGCCCUGCCCAGCUCCAUGGUGUGGUCAGUUCCAAGAGUGAGAACCUGCUUGGUGCCAGGAAUAAGGUCAGGGGCAAUCCCAAUGCUGUGCCUAAGGCAGAGGCUGGGGCAGGUACAGCAGGUUCUGCCCAGACCCAGACUCUGGCUAAUUCUCAGGGUGAGUCCUUGCUUGGUGCCAGGAAUAAGAUCAGGAGUCAUUCCAAUGCUGCACCUAAAGCAGGGGCCAGGGCAGGUACAAGGGGCUCUGCUCAGUUCCAGGCUAUGGCCAGUUCCCAGGAUGAGGCCAUGCCUGGGGCAAGAGACAAGACUAUGGCCAGUCCUGGGGCGGACGUCACAGCAGCUGAUGAGCUUCAUGCGAAACCCGAAGUGGAGGCCGUAGCUACUUCUGAGAGUGAGGGUGGGGCAGGCGCUCAGGCCUGCAGGAAGACUCAGCCUAGCGUUCACGACUACUAUUGGAAUGGCAUUGGUGUUGAGGAUUGGAUUGCUGCUGAGCGGUGGAUCAAGUUUAGGUUUCAGGCCAUGGAUGGAGACUGGGAGAAUAGUGUGUCCUGGGCUGAUGAUGAGAAUGAAGCCAGGAUUGGGUCCUGGAGUGGGGCUGGUGAUAAGGCCGGCAUUAUUAGGCCCUGGGCCGUGGCUUGUGAUGAAGCUAGUGUUAAGUCCUGGGCUGGGGCUAGGGCUGAAAAUGAAGUCAGUAUUGGGUCCUGGGCGGGAGCUGGGGACCAGGCCAGUGGAGGGCUCUGGGUUGCAAGUCAGGCUAGUGAGGGGUCCUGGGCUGGGGUUGAGAACCAGGCCAGUGGGGGCACUUGGGUUGUCUCUGGGAACCAGGCCAUUGCAGGGUCCUGGGCUGUGGGUCAGGCCAGUGAGGCGUCUUGGGCUGGGUGCCAGGCUACAGGGGUGUCCUGGGCUGGGGAAGUGGCCAUUGGAGGAUCCUGGACUGGGGUCGAGAACCAGGCCAGUGGAGGGACCUGGGCUGGGGCUAGCACUGGGAAUAUGGUUAGCGUUGGGUACUGGGCUGGGGCUGUGGACCAGUCUAGUGGAGGGUCCUGGGUUGGGACUGGGGAUCAGUCUGUUGGAGGGUCCAAGCCCAUGUUUGAGAAUCAGGCCAGUGAAAAAGGGCCCUGGGCUGUGGUUGGUGGCCAGGCCAGUGGAGGGUCCAGGUUGGGGCCUGUAGACCAGACCAGUAGUGUGGUCUGGCCUGACACUGGGAACCAGGCUGGUGGAGGGGCCUGGGCUGAGACUAGUGAGCAGUCCGGUGCUGAGUCUAAGCCUGGAUUUGAGAAUCAGGCCAGUGAAGAAGGUUCUUGGUCUGGGGCUGGUGGCCAGGCUGCUGGAGGGUCUAAGUCGGGACCAGAGGAUCAGUCCAGUGGAAAGUCCUGGGCAAACUCUGGGGACCAAAUCAGUGGAGGGUUCUUGGCUGCGGCUGUAGACCAGGCCACUGGAGGGUCCCAGGCUGGGACUGAGGAUUUGGCUGCUGGUGGGGCACAGCCUAUGUUUGAGGAUCAGGCCAAUGGAGGAGGAGCCUGGCCUGAUGCUAGAGACCAGACUGGUGUAGAAUCUAGGCUUGGUCCCAACCCAGUGGACCAGCCCAGUGGAAAUUCCUGGGCUGGCACUGGGGACCAGGCCAGUGGAUGGUUCUGUGCUUACACUGGGAGUCAGACCAAUGGAGGAGGGCCUUGGGGUGAGGCUGCUGGCCAGGAUGCUGGAGGAUCUAGGCUGGGGCCCACAAACCAGUCUAGUGGUGGGUCCUGGGCUGGUAUUGGGGGUCAAGUCAGUGGAGGAUCCUGGACUGCGAAUCAGGCUGGUGGCUGUUCCAAAUCUGAAUUUGAGGAUCAGGCCAUUGCCGUAGGGUUCUGGGCUGGUACUGGGAAUCAGGCUGGUGGAGGAUCCAGGCCAGGGCCUGAGGAUCAGUCCAGUGGAGGAGAUCCCUGGGCUGGGGCUGGUGGCCAGGUCAUUGGAGGGUCUAGGCCAGGGCCUGCAGAUCAGUCUAAUGGUGGAUUCUGGAUUGGUACUGGGGAUCAGAUCAGUGGGACAUCUUGGGCCGGGGCUGGGGGCCAGGCCAAUGGAGAAUCCUGGGCUGGAUCUAGGCCCGGGAAUGAGACCAGUGGAGAGUCUAGGUUAGGAACUGAGGAGCAGGCCAGUGGAGGGUCCUGGGACAGAUCUCAGGACCAGACGAGUGGAAGGUUCCUGGUCAGUGCUGAGGUGGAGGCCAAUGAAGGAUUCUGGUUUGGGCCCGGGAGUGAGGCUCUUAUAGGAACUUGGUGCUGGACAGGAGAAGGGGCUAUUAUUGUGCCUAGAUCUGAUAUUAAGGAUGGGGCCAGUUCUGAAUCUAGAUCAGGCACUGGGGAAGAGGCCAUCACCAGUUCUAGGUUUGACGCUGAGAAUAAGGCCAGUCUUGGGUCCUGGAUCAGCUCUGAGGGGGCAGCUUUUAUCAGUUCCUGUGUGGAGGCUGAGGCCGGAGCUGGAGCUGUGGCUGGCGCUCUGUCUGGGGCUGCAGCUGGGGUUGGGGCUAGGGCUGAGGCUGGAGCUGUGGCUGGCGCUCUGUCUGGGGCUGCAGCUGGGGUUGGGGCUAGGGCUGAGGCUGGAGCUGUGGCUGGAGCAGAGGCCAGGAUAUGGUCUUGGUCUUGGGAUAGAGAUGUAACCACUAAAAGAUCUAGCCUUGGGGCUGGGGAAGAGACUGGCACAGGGUCCUGGACUUGGGCUAGGCAUUUAGAUGAAGAUGAGCUAAGUGGAUCUUCCAGCCCUGAUAUUGAGGAGAUCAGUUUAAGGUCUUUGUUUUGGGCUGAGAGUGAGAACAGUAAUGAGUGCAGAUCUAAGAGUGAGAAAGAUGUCGAUUUUGAGUCUGCAAUUGAGGCUAAGGCCAUCGUCGAUGACAAGUUUGAAGUUGCUGACGGUGUUGAUAUAAGAUCUUGGUUCUGUACUGGUGAUGAAACUGGAAGUGAGGACAAAUCCACAUCUAAGGCUAAAGCCAAAAAGUCAGCUGAGUCAAGAGGCACGUAUCCAUCCAUGGUCCCUGGGGCAGGAAUGGGGUCAUGGGAUGGAGCUGUGAUCUGGUCGGAAAUGAAAUUUUCACACCAAUACGAGGCCAGCCUCCUAGCUGAAGAUGAGUUCAGAAAGCAGAGCAAGCCUGGGGAGAAAAUUCGGCCCUGGUCCUGCCGCUGUAAACGUGAAGCUAAUAUGGAUCCACGAGACCUUGAAAAACUCAUUUGCAUGAUUGAGAUGACCGAAGACCCUUCCGUCCAUGAAAUAGCCAAUAAUGCUCUGUAUAACAGUGCCGAUUAUCCAUAUUCCCACGAAGUUGUUCGUAAUGUUGGUGGAAUCUCAGUUAUUGAAGGCUUGCUCAAUAAUCCAUACCCCAGUGUUAGGCAGAAGGCUUUAAAUGCAUUGAAUAAUAUCUCAGUGGCUGCUGAAAACCAUAGGAAGGUUAAAACGUACUUAAACCAAGUAUGUGAAGACACAGUCACCUAUCCCUUGAACUCAAACGUGCAGCUGGCUGGACUAAGACUGAUAAGGCACCUGACUAUUACUAGUGAAUAUCAGCAUAUGGUUACAAAUUAUAUUUCAGAAUUUCUUCGUUUGUUAACUGUGGGAAGUGGAGAAACGAAAGACCAUGUUUUGGGAAUGCUUGUGAACUUCUCCAAAAAUCCAUCUAUGACAAAGGACUUGCUCAUUGCUAAUGCACCAACAGCACUAAUUAACAUUUUUAGCAAGAAAGAGACAAAAGAGAAUAUCCUUAAUGCUCUUUCAUUAUUUGAAAAUAUAAAUUACCAUUUUAAAAGAAGGUCAAAAGUGUUUACUCAAGACAAAUUCAGUAAAAAUUCCCUUUAUUUCCUAUUCCAACGACCCAAAGCAUGUGCCAAGAAGCUUCGACUUUUAGCGGCAGAAUGCAAUGACCCCGAGGUGAAAGAAAGAGUUGAAAUAUUGAUAAGUAAACUCUGAUUGGCUUUGUGUGCUCAAAUUUGAAUGAUAUUUUGGUUUUACAGCCAGAAAUGAUGCACAUUGUAAACUGCAUUAUAACUUCAAAACUGAUGUUACCUAUGAUGGUCUAUAGCCAGACCAUUUUAAUGAACACCAAAUGAAUUCAAACUUGUACUGAAAAUACAUGUGUUGAUUUUUAUCUUGUCUGGAUUGAGAUAUUUUUAGUAUGCUUCAUGAGCAGAGCUGAACUGAUUCUUUAUAAAUAAGGUAAUCUUUGGUCCUUUGUGUGGACUUAUGUUUAUACAUUUGAGAUUUUAUUUUUAUGUCAUCAAUAAAGUUGUGUGUUUUAA